AUGAGCUCCCUAUCGUUUUACCACUUGCCAAUACAACUAUCAACGACUCACUCAGUCUACAGAACCUCUGAAGACACUAUCUUCAACAGCAUACCCAGUGAUGAGUGGAUGAGUACGCCGAUGGAUCUACCUGAGAUACUCCAUCUACCUCCGAGUAUCACGCCAAGGACGCAGCCACCAUUAGACUUGAACGUACAUAAACCACCGAAGAAGAGAUGCAGGGGUUUGGCAUCGGAGUAUGAAUAUUUGUGCUCUGCAGAUUUCUCUGCAGAGAUGUGUCCAUCUCCUUCUCCGCUGCCGAGAAUGAAUUCAUUCCUAGAAUACAGACGGAAGAAAAGUGCAGAUUUGAAAGCCAAUGGAAGCACAACCCAUCAGAGCAAGAUAUCAAAGCAGGCCAGCAACGAGUGGAAAAACAUUAAAAUGACGCGUAGCGUUAGCAAGAAGCUCAAGCGGGAGUCCACUGAGGUCGAUGGUGAUGACAUGCUUUGGCCUUUGUCGACAGCGUCGGCACCAGUGCCUGAGAAAAGUUACUUUAAUGAAUGGCUGCCAGGCUACUUCGCUUACAAGCACUCGAAAAAGAAGAUAAAACAUUUAUCUGGUCGUGUGGAGAUAAAGGAUAGCGUUAAUGAUAUAAAUUAUAUUAUUUCCAUACUCCCACCAACGCACAGAUCAUUUUUCAACACUCUCAACGCUGAAUUAGUCAAAAUCAAUGAGUUUUACCUCGAUAGACUGUCAGACGCGCAAACACAGGCUGCUUUGUUAGAUUCGCAGCUAAUUCAACUACGAAAGCACCGCCAAUCAUUUUACACGCAGUACCCGCGCAACAUCUACCUCGCAUUCAAGGGUGCAUGGGAUACAAGACACAUCAGAAACUUCUAUAGAGUAUUCACGCGUCAGCCUCCAAUACCUCCCAGCAGAGCUCAUAUCCAGAAAGAUAACACUGAAGGCCUCCCAGAUCCACAGGGUUACAAGAAGGCGCAGAGAAAGCUGAAACUCGCAGUGUUUGAGCUGCACAGAUAUCUCAAUAUGCUUAAAUCAUUCUCUGACCUCAAUCAAGUCGCCUUCUACAAGGCCCUCAAGAAGUAUGAUAAGAUGGCGGAGAACAAUAUCAAAUUCGGUCCGCUGUACAUUCAACAGAAGGUGAAUCAAUCAGAAUUUACAACGUCGCAGGAUGUUAAUUAUCUGCUCGAUGCGACUGAAAAUGUCUUUGCGUCUUAUUUUGAAAGAGGGUCACAUAGACGUGCAGCUCAGAAGUUGAGGCUGGAGUCUACAAAGAGAUCAGUUACAGCACCGCUAGUAUUCACUGGUAUCUUUAUCGGAUUGUCGAUCCCACCUAUCUGCAUGGGUAUUCAUAAUGUCUACAAUCCGACAUUGCGUGAGAACUUGCCAACGUGGCAGGCUCUUCUACAGGCUUACAGCGCCUGUAUACUCCCUCCAUUCUUUCUACUUCUUUUCUCAACUAAUGAGGCACUACUUUCAAAGGCGAGGAUAAACUACGUUUUUAUCUUCGAGCUGGAUUUCAGACGCUAUUUGCAUCCGUCUCAAGUAAGCGUGUUAGCUUCGUUCCUCUGCUUGUUGCUGUCGUGGUCGUUCUAUGUCUCCUUCACUAACAGCUGGAGUGAGACCAUCGCGCCCACAUCUUGGCCACUCAUUUGGAUAAUAGUUACUCUGAUCAUCUGGUUCAAUCCUCUGCCAUUUAUGUAUCGAAAUGCGCGCUACUGGAUGAUCAAGUCAUUACUGAGAGUUUUCACAGCGGGGCUGCUCAGUGUUCAGUUCCGAGAUUUCUUCCUGGGUGAUGAAUUAAAUUCACUCGCUUACACAUUCUCCAACCUGCGUUUCUUAGGCUGCUGCUACAACGUCAAGUGGCACGAGGAUGAUACGCGUACAUACUGCUCCAAUCAGUCCUCAUGGGCGACCCCGAUCCUGCAGUCCAUUCCGGCCACUAUUAGAUUAUGUCAGUGUCUCCGCAGAUACCAUGACUCGAAAUAUACUAUGCGGAUCCACUUGGUCAACACAGGCAAGUACGUUAGUGUCGUUGCUCAGAAUUUCGCCUUCUUCGGCUGGCGAUAUAGCGGGAAAGGGAGCUAUGAGCACUAUACAUUCAUUAUAUGGAUCAUUUUUUCGGUUAUAUCUUCCUCCUAUACUGCUAGCUGGGACCUACUGAUGGAUUGGUCGCUGCUACAGCGCAAAUCCAAACGGCGCUUCCUACGCGAUACUUUGGCUUUUGAGAAGACCUAUCUCUAUUACUUUUCGAUGAUCACCAAUACUAUCCUCCGUUUCAUAUGGCUUUUUUAUCUCCCAGACCACCACGCACGCUACGCCGUGCGCAGCUUCAUAUUUGCCGUGAUGGAAGUAUGUCGACGGUGGCAGUGGAAUUUCUACCGCUUCGAGAAUGAGCACGUCGGCAACGUCGACCAGUAUAAGGUGGUGAAGGAUGUCAAGAUGCCUUACGACGAAAAGCUGUCUAAGGGGUCGAUGGUGGACGACGAUGCCGUGCAAGCUGGUGCAGCAUUCGAUUUGACGGUAGAGCCUGAUUCGAAACCUGCGAACAGUGCCACUACUGCCACUACGGAGGAUGACGACAUAGCUCGUCUUGUUAUGACAGUCCCCCGGUCCGAACAGCUCACUGAAGGCGGUGCGCGUGGCCGUCCCGCUGCCAGGGACUAUGAGCGUCGUCCUACUGUCGCAAAGCGGCCGUGGGCGAUGCACAGAAAGGCGUCGGAUGCCGUCGAGUUUGAUUUUGGCGGCGAUGGUGACGGCAGCGGGAGUGGGAGCGGAUAUGAAGAUAGCGAUUUCGAGAACUCGCUUUCUUUCUCUGAUGACUCUUACGCUUACCCGAAUGAUAAUAGCCGGGUAAACAAAACCCCAUACGCUAGUGCUACAUCUGUGAGCAAUAAAGGGAAGAGGGAGGAUGGUUCUUUCAGGUAG
This is a messenger RNA of Wallemia ichthyophaga EXF-994, 2928 nucleotides long. Its product is annotated as Xenotropic and polytropic retrovirus receptor 1-like protein. Gene Ontology annotation, biological process: cellular response to phosphate starvation; phosphate ion transport. Gene Ontology annotation, molecular function: inositol hexakisphosphate binding. The coding region runs from base 1 to 2928 and encodes 975 amino acids. The transcript is spliced from 9 exons. The record is from RefSeq and is a predicted model, not a curated record. Gene Ontology annotation, cellular component: Golgi apparatus; cytoplasm; plasma membrane. Lineage: Eukaryota; Fungi; Basidiomycota; Wallemiomycetes; Wallemiales; Wallemiaceae.